AUGAUGGAAACUAAGAAGAAUGAGGUCGUCACCACGCUUGAGCGAGCUCAGACUCGAGACGAGGAGCUCAUGAAGUCUGUCCCCAUAGUCGGCAAGGUCGACUAUUCUGGAGCAUACGAGAAGACGGAUCCACGAGAGAUUGCACUCGUCAGGAAACUCGACAAAUGGAUCAUGCCCAUGCUGUGGUCUAUGUACUGGCUCAACUACCUUGACCGUAAUGCGAUUGCACUUGCCCGUCUCGAUGACCUGGAAGAAGACCUAAACCUCACCAGUACCCAAUACCAAACCUGCGUGAGCAUCUUGUUCGUAGGAUACCUUCUGGGUCAAAUCCCCAGUAACAUGUUCCUCAACCGAACCCGUCCUAGUCGCUAUAUGGGUAUUUGCAUGGGUCUCUGGGCCAUUGUCUCAGCCCUCACUGCCUUGUCUAAAGACUUCACCGGCCUCCUGCUCACCCGCUUCUUCCUCGGUGUGACAGAAGCGCCCUACUACCCCGGCGCCGUCUACAUGCUCUCCAUGUUCUACACCCGCAAGGAAGUCGCCACCCGCAUUGCCAUCCUUUACACCGGCAACAUCCUUGCCACCGCCUUCGCGGGCUUGAUUGCAGCGGGCAUUUUCCACGGUCUCGGCGAUGUAGGCGGCAUCUCAGGCUGGAGGUGGUUGUUUAUCCUCCAGGGAGCUGUUACAUUUGUCAUUGCCAUUGUAGGAUUUUUCCUGCUCCCAGAUUUCCCACACAACACCUGGUGGCUUACUCAAGCGGAGCGUGAACUCGCCACCAACCGCAUGGCCUUGGACACUGUCGGCAACAAGGGCGAGACCUCCGUCUGGGCUGGAUUCAGACAAGCCGGCAAGGACCCCAUGGUUUGGAUCUUCGCUGCUAUGGCGCACAUGCAUCUCGCAGCCAACGGCUUCAAGAACUUCUUCCCUACUGUCGUAGAAACGCUCGGUUUCGGUCAGACCAUCACACUUGUCCUCACAUGCCCACCUUACCUAAUCGCCGGCGCCGUCACAAUCGCCGUCUCAUGGUCCUCCGGCAAGUUCAACGAGCGCACAUGGCACAUUACCAUUUCCAAAGCCGUCGCCACCUUCGGCUUUGGUCUCGCAUGUGCUGAGAUAGGUGUUGCGGGCCGUUACGUCGCCAUGGUCAUCUUCACUAUCGGUACUUAUGGUGUCAACUCUUUGAUUCUGGGUUGGUGUGGAUCAACAUGUGGUCAGACGCCCGAGAAGAAGGCCGUCGCUAUCGGUAUCGUUACUACGGUUAUGAACGCCUCGUUUAUCUGGACCCCGUACCUCUGGCCCAAGUCUGAUGGCCCACGCUACGUCAUUGCCUUGUCUUCUUCGGCCGCCUUUAGUGUUGCGACUGCGUUGUUCGCGUGGGCUGCAAAGAUUUGCUUCAUGCGCAAGAACAAGAAGCUGAGGGAGGAGGACAGCGAUAACCAUACCUUUUAUGUCUACUAG
Molecule: messenger RNA, 1455 nt
Organism: Pyrenophora tritici-repentis Pt-1C-BFP
Lineage: Eukaryota; Fungi; Ascomycota; Dothideomycetes; Pleosporales; Pleosporaceae
Product: UhpC, Sugar phosphate permease
Biological process (GO): transmembrane transport
Cellular component (GO): membrane
Molecular function (GO): transmembrane transporter activity
Source: RefSeq, a predicted model, not a curated record